AUGACCUUUGGCUAUUCCUUUCAGAUCUGGGUGCCGCUUCUUAUCUUCCCAACUGCUGGUCCCUAUGGAGCGCCACAAUGGAAGAAAGGAUGGCCCGUGGCGUUUGUAUUCUACUUCUUGUUGUGGGCAGGGUUCAUUACUUCUCUUGUCUUGUAUCGAAGGGACAAGAGAAAAGCGGCUGCUGUGCUGGAAUCGGAGAGUAGUAGCGGGGAUAUUGAGACGACGUCCACUGAAAGUCAGAGUCAAAAUGCACCAGUGGUAGUCGAGAGGAGCAGUCCGGUUAUGCCGAAGUACUAG
This is a messenger RNA of Penicillium angulare, 297 nucleotides long. Its product is annotated as MFS general substrate transporter. Lineage: Eukaryota; Fungi; Ascomycota; Eurotiomycetes; Eurotiales; Aspergillaceae. The record is from RefSeq and is a predicted model, not a curated record. The coding region runs from base 1 to 297 and encodes 98 amino acids. The transcript has 2 exons.